ACUUUUUUGGAGAACGUCUGGGGACAUGAUAGAAGGGUAAACCUAACUGAUAAACUGACCCAGAUAGAAUGUUUGCAUCGAGACAAUUUGCCCGUCUAUUUUCUACCUCACAGUCUUGGUACAACAGAAUGAAGGUUGCAGUGAUUGGUCAGAGUCUGUUUGGGGCAGAGGUUUAUCGACUGCUACAGAAGGACGGGCAUCACAUCGUAGGGGUGUUUACUGUUCCUGAUGUCAAUGGCAAACCAGACCCACUGGCCCUGGCAGCAGCUAAGGACAACAUCCCUGUAUUUAAGUAUAAGAGAUGGCAAGUGAAGAAGGUUGCUGUCCCUGAGAUUCUGGAGGAGUACAAAUCUGUGGGGGCAGAGCUAAAUGUCCUCCCAUUCUGCUCUCAGUUCAUCCCCAUGGAUGUCAUCAACUACCCUAAGUACCAAUCCAUAAUUUACCACCCCUCCCUCCUUCCAAGGCAUCGGGGAGCAUCAGCCAUUAACUGGACCUUGAUGCAGGGUGAUAAAACUGGGGGGUUCUCCGUUUUCUGGGCAGAUGACGGACUGGACACGGGACCAAUUCUCCUACAGAAGAAGUGCUACGUUUCCCCUGAUGAUACUGUGGACACUAUAUACAACCGCUUCCUGUUUCCAGAAGGGGUCAAAGCCAUGGGAGAGGCUGUCCAAAUGAUCCACCAGGGGAGAGCACCACGGAUUGUGCAGCCUGAAGAGGGCGCUACAUACGAUCCUCUACUGAAAAAGGCCAAUGUAAAGAUUGACCUGAAUCAGACAGCAGAAAACAUCCAUAACUUUAUCAGAGGCUGUGACAAAGUGCCAGGGGCAUGGAUUGAGAUCAAUGGGGAGAAAGUGACAUUAUUUGGGUCCAGACUUUGGAACAGAAUGGAGCCCAGGGGAACACAGGUGGAAGUACCAGGUGCCAGUAAGCCAGCUAUUGUACACAAGAAUGGUAUGGUCAUCUUCGGCAAUGAUGGGAAAAUGGUGAAUGUCAGUCAGCUUCAGUUUGAGAAUGGGAAGAUGAUCCAGGCGUCUAAGUUUGGGAAGGAAGACACAUCUCAGACAAAGUUAGAACUGGCCCCAGAGGAGGAAACCAUGAUCAAAAAUCUUAAGGUUGUAUGGGGUGGCAUACUGAACAUUGAAGUGGAUGAAGCCACUGAUUUCUUUAAGUCUGGUGCAGGCUCCAUGGAUGUUGUAAGGUUGGUGGAAGAGGUGAAGGAGAAAUGUAAUGGAGUUAGUCUACAGAACGAGGAUGUGUACAUGAAUGCUGGGUUUGAGGACUUUGCCAGUUGUGUGAUCCGUAGAUUCAGAGGAAUCGAGGAUAAGGAACCAUUCACAUUUGAUGCUGUAAACAUGAGAGUGAACAACAUGGAUUUAUCUUUCCCACACCAGUGCUUCAUCGACAACGAAUUCGUGGACUCGUCUGAUGGCAGGACAUUUGACACCAUUAACCCUAAUGAUGAGUCUGUGAUCUGUAAGGUAUCUAGGGGUACACCUGAGGAUGUCAACAGAGCUGUAGAAGCUGCCAAGGUUGCUUUCUAUGAAGGUGAAUGGGGGAAGAUGAAUGCCAGGGAUAGAGGGGCACUGAUGUUCAGACUGGCAGAUUUAAUGGAUGAGCACAAAGAAGAGUUAGCUACCCUGGAGAGUAUCGACUCCGGAGCUGUGUACACACUGGCCUUAAAGACACAUGUGGGGAUGUCUAUCGACACAUUCAGAUACUUCGCUGGCUGGUGUGACAAGAUUCAGGGUUUGACCAUUCCAAUUAACCAUGCCCGUCCAAACAAGAAUCUUACCUACACUAAGAGAGAGCCUAUCGGAGUGUGUGCUAUUGUGGUGCCAUGGAACUACCCUCUGAUGAUGUUAGCAUGGAAAAUGGCGGCUUGUUUGGCAGCUGGCAACACUGUGGUCCUAAAACCAGCACAGGUCACACCUCUGACAGCCCUCAAAUUUGCAGAACUUGUCGUCAAGGCUGGAUUUCCACCAGGAGUGAUCAACAUCUUACCUGGUCCAGGUUCCUCAAUUGGACAAGCCAUGUCCGAACAUCCAGAGAUCAGAAAGCUUGGAUUCACAGGGUCCACUCCUAUUGGAAAAACCAUCAUGGAAAGUUGUGCCAAAGCCAACCUGAAGAAGGUUUCUCUGGAACUGGGAGGGAAAUCCCCUCUGAUUAUUUUUAGUGACUGUGAUAUGGACAAGGCUGUUAGAAUGGGAAUGAGUUCUGUGUUUUUCAACAAGGGAGAGAACUGUAUAGCUGCAGGACGGCUCUUUGUUGAGGAAUCUAUCCACGAUGAAUACGUAGAACGCAUUAUUGGGGAAAUCAAGAAGAUGAAGAUCGGGGACCCCCUGGACCGCUCCACUGACCACGGCCCACAAAACCACAGAGCUCACCUGGAGAAAUUACUGGAGUACUGUGAAGUGGGGGUCAAAGAGGGGGCCAAGCUGGUGUAUGGGGGCAAGCAGGUAGACAGGAAAGGACUAUUCAUGGAGCCCACUGUAUUUACUGGUGUGGAGGAUCACAUGUUUAUUGCUCAGGAGGAGUCCUUUGGUCCGGUCAUGAUCAUCUCGAAGUUCCAAGAUGGGGACAUAGAUGGUGUGUUGAAGAGUGCAAAUGGAACAGAGUAUGGUUUGGCCUCUGGUGUGUUUACCAAUGAUAUCAACAAAGCUAUGUAUGUGGCUGAUCAUCUAGAUGCUGGAACUGUGUUUGUCAACACAUACAACAAAACAGAUGUAGCAUCUCCCUUUGGAGGUUUCAAACAGUCUGGGUUUGGAAAGGAUCUCGGUAUGGAGGCACUGACAGAGUAUCUCAAAACAAAAGCCGUUACUGUGGAGUAUGGACAGAGCAGCUGAGAGACUCGUACAGCCAAGAGAGAAGAUAACCAUGCAAGUUUAAAUUCUUAGGCUGUGAGUUUUAUACAUCCAUUCUGUUAAAAGAAAACUAAUUAUGAUGCAUAAAGAAACUUUUUUAAAAAACAUUUUUACAAUCUGUGCCAAGAAAGAAAUUUUUUCACAACCUCAUAAGAAUGUUCACAUCCUAGUUUUAGAAUUGAUUUUUACUCAGUUUUUUUUUUUUUAAGAUAAUAUUUUUUAAUAAUUGUGUGUUGUUAUGUAAUACUGAACAACUUUUAACAAUGAAUUGUAUUAAUGGCAUAGUUAAUUAUUUUUUUGAAUUGUUUUAUUCAUGUGUUUUUAGUAUUAGAUUUUAUUUUCCUGGCUUUAGAUGUAUUUGCCACUUUUUUGAUGCCAUUAUUGCAAUGCAUCAAAUCAUUGUUCAUCUUUUUUUCUGAUAAUUUUUAAAUUUAGUUGAAAAGAACCAAAGAAAUUAAUAAUUUUAAAAAACAAAUUCCAUCUUUGAUGUUUUUCAUUUCUAGUCAGCUGUGGUUGUUUGGGAUUGUCCAUGAUUUUUGUUUCUGUUGAAAGGUACAUGUACUAACUGUGACAUGUCUAGGGAGAACUACACAUCCAAUCAUUUCCUCCUAAGCUGUAAUCAAUUUCACCACACUGCACACUUAAGUAGUAGAUGUAACAUACACCUUUAGCACAUUUAGUUUCUAAGCAUAUCAGUAAUUAUGUUUUGGGGAAAAUACUCUUUAAAAAGAGUAGAUAUUUUUAUUUUAACCAUUUCAAAAAAAAAAAAAAAAAAAAAAGAAAAAAAAAAAAAGAAACUUAAAAAAAAAAACCACAAUAAAAGUAGAUUGUUGGAAAUGGAAUUUAUUGUUACAUUGUAGCUUUUAGAGGUGGUCAGUUUUGAUCAGAUGAAUAAAAAAAAAUAGCCAAUAUACACCCCAAAAGGUUAAUUUUAGAGCUUACCAAGCAUUUAGUUUGAAUUGUUUUAAGAAUUUGUUUUAGUGUUGUUUGAUAUGGCACAUACUUAUUUUGUUUGUUUUUUUUCCUUUUGGUUACUAGCAUUUUUAAGGCAUACUGUAGAAGUGUAGAAAUCAUGUUUUAAGCUUGAGGUAAAAUGUUGAUCUUGUCUGACAGUGAUUUUUGUACAUUUGCUUCCUUUAUUUAAAGGGAUAACACUUGCAUUUGGUCAAUUAUUAUUUUUACAAGUAUAUGAAGAUUUGUUGGUGAUUUUAAAUACUAGACUUUCCUUUCAUCAUGUUGGUUGUGCUUCAAGCUUUCACGCCCAGUGUGAUAAUAUAUUCAGACUAUUGUAUAUCAUUAACCUCUGGAAGUGAAAUAGCCACAACAUACCCUGUUAUUAUCGCAUAUCUGAUGAAUAAAAUUCUUAAUAUAUAAUGAUAGAUAGAGUGAGGAAAAAAAUCAUUCCUUCUAUUCAUUGAUUCUCUAACGUGCCAUAAUCUAACAAUUUUUAAUUAUUGAAUUCUUUAUUACAAAUCUGAUUAAACAGAGUAUGUUAUAUGUGUACAUAUGAUUACAAUAGACAUAUUUCCAUUGGAAUUCUUUGUACUUCUUUGUCCUACAAAUGUUCUCUUCAUCACGAAACUUUCUUUUUUAUUUGCCCCUCCAUUAUGAUUUAAACAAGUAUCAUGAAUAGAGAGAGAGUGUGUUUUUUAGAAUGCAAGAAAGUUGAUUAACAAGUGAUUUUUUUUUCAUUUAGAUGCUGAAUUAUUUGUUAUAUUUUAAGCAUUGUCAACUGUUUGAAAUGAUUCAGUAUUAUAUUUGAAGGGUGGUCAGUUUUGAAUGUUUGAAGUUAAGUGGGAAUUAAAGGUUUAUGUGUCAAAAUAUUUCAUUUAAAGAAAAUAUGCUGAAUGCAAUGUGUACAGUCAUUUAUUGUGAAAUUUGAAGCUUUUGCAGUGAAAUUUGAGAGUUAUCACACAAAUUUUUUGUCUUAUAUUAUCAUUUGCCAAUGCAACAGGAAAUACCUAGUAUAUUUGUGUUAUGUCUAAAAGGGUAAUGGAUGUUUCAAAGGUAUGAAAAAUAAUUAGGUAUUGGAGAAACUAAAUAAAAAAGAAAAA
Molecule: messenger RNA, 4915 nt
Organism: Saccostrea echinata
Lineage: Eukaryota; Metazoa; Mollusca; Bivalvia; Ostreida; Ostreidae
Product: cytosolic 10-formyltetrahydrofolate dehydrogenase-like
Exons: 26
Coding region: 69-2843 (924 amino acids)
Biological process (GO): 10-formyltetrahydrofolate catabolic process; biosynthetic process; one-carbon metabolic process
Cellular component (GO): cytoplasm
Molecular function (GO): aldehyde dehydrogenase (NAD+) activity; formyltetrahydrofolate dehydrogenase activity
Source: RefSeq, a predicted model, not a curated record